AUGGGAACAGAUCAGGGAAAAUGGGUCAACUUCACCGUCGACGAAAUCCGCGUUCUGAUGAACAAGAAGCGGAACAUCCGUAACAUGUCCGUCAUCGCCCACGUCGAUCACGGCAAGUCCACGCUGACCGACUCGCUGGUCUCGAAGGCGGGCAUCAUCGCCGGCGCCAAGGCCGGCGAGAUGCGCUUCACCGACACGCGCAAGGACGAGCAGGAGCGCUGCAUCACCAUCAAGUCCACGGCCAUCUCGAUGUACUUCGAGCUCCGCGACGAGGACAUGGUCUUCAUCAAGCAGGAGGACCAGCGUGAGGCCGGCCUCAAGGGCUUCCUCAUCAAUCUGAUCGACUCGCCCGGCCACGUUGACUUCUCCUCGGAGGUGACGGCUGCGCUGCGCGUCACCGAUGGCGCUCUCGUCGUCGUCGACUGCGUCUCUGGUGUGUGCGUCCAGACGGAGACUGUCCUCCGACAGGCCAUCGCCGAGCGCAUCAAGCCCGUCCUCUUCAUGAACAAGAUGGACUUGGCCAUGCUGACGCUGCAGCUCGAGCAGGAGGACAUGUACCAGAAGUUCACGCGAAUCGUCGAGAACGUGAACGUCAUCAUCUCGACGUACGCCGACGAGAACGGCCCGAUGGGCGACAUUCGCGUCGACCCCUCGAAGGGCAGCGUGGGCUUCGGCUCCGGCCUGCACGGCUGGGCCUUCUCGCUGAAGCAGUUCAGCGAGCUGUACGCCGCCAAGUUCAAGAUCGACGUCGACAAGCUGAUGGGCCGCCUGUGGGGCGAGAACUUCUACAACCCGGCGACGAAGAAGUGGGGCAAGCGCUUCGACGAGGGCUACAAGCGCGCCUUCUGCAUGUUCGUCCUCGACCCCAUCUUCAAGGUCUUUGACGCCAUCAUGAACUUCAAGAAGGACGAGACGGCGAAGCUGCUGGAGAAGAUGAACAUCGUCCUGAAGGGCGACGACAAGGACAAGGACGGCAAGAACCUGCUGAAGGUGGUGAUGCGCACCUGGCUGCCCGCCGGCGACUCUCUCCUGCAGAUGAUUGCCAUUCACCUGCCCUCGCCCAUCACUGCGCAGAAGUACCGAAUGGAGCUGCUGUACGAGGGCCCGCACGACGACGAGGCCGCCGUGGCCAUCAAGAGCUGCAACCCCGAGGGCCCGCUGAUGAUGUACAUCUCGAAGAUGGUACCGACCAGCGACAAGGGCCGCUUCUACGCCUUUGGCCGUGUCUUCUCCGGCACCGUCGCCUCGGGCCAGAAGGUGCGCAUCAUGGGCCCGAACUACGUGCCCGGCAAGAAGGACGAUCUGGUGGAGAAGGCCAUUCAGCGAACCGUUCUGAUGAUGGGCCGCUACGUCGAGUCCAUUGAAGACGUGCCCUGCGGCAACAUCUGCGGCCUGGUCGGCGUCGAUCAGUUCCUCGUGAAGACCGGCACCAUCAGUACCUUCAAGGACGCCCACAACAUGAAGGUGAUGAAGUUCUCGGUGUCGCCGGUCGUGCGAGUGGCCGUCGAGCCGAAGAACCCCGCCGAUCUGCCGAAGCUGGUGGAGGGCCUGAAGCGUCUGGCGAAGUCCGAUCCCAUGGUGCAGUGUAUCAUUGAGGAGUCGGGCGAGCACAUUGUCGCCGGCGCCGGUGAGCUUCACCUGGAGAUCUGUCUGAAGGAUCUGGAGGAGGACCACGCGCAGAUUCCCCUCAAGACCUCCGACCCGGUGGUGUCCUACCGAGAGACCGUCUCCGAGGAGUCGGAGAUCACCUGCCUCUCGAAGUCGCCCAACAAGCACAAUCGACUGUACAUGAAGGCGGUGCCGAUGAAGGACGGCGUCGCGGAGGACAUUGACAAGGGCGACAUCUCGGCGAAGGACGACUUCAAGCUCCGCGCCCGCUACCUGAUUGACACCUACGAGUGGGACGCCACUGAUGCGCGAAAGAUCUGGUCCUUUGGGCCGGAGGGCACCGGGCCCAAUCUGCUGGUCGACGUCACCAAGGGUGUGCAGUACCUGAACGAGAUUAAGGACAGCGUGGUCGCCGGCUUCCAGUGGGCCACCAAGGAGAGCGUCCUCUGCGAGGAGAACAUGCGCAACGUUCGCUUCAACAUUCACGACGUGACGCUGCACGCUGACGCCAUUCACCGCGGCGGUGGCCAGAUCAUCCCCACCGCCCGUCGCUGCCUGUACGCCAGUCUGCUGACGGCGAAGCCCCGCCUGAUGGAGCCCGUCUACCUGGUGGAGAUUCAGUGCCCGGAGUCGGCAGUCGGUGGCAUCUACGGCGUGCUCAACCGUCGCCGCGGUCACGUCAUCGAGGAGCAGCAGGUGGUGGGCACGCCGAUGUUCAACGUGAAGGCGUACCUGCCCGUCAACGAGUCCUUCGGCUUCACCGCCGACCUGCGCUCGAACACCGGCGGCCAGGCCUUCCCGCAGUGCGUCUUCGACCACUGGCAGAUUCUGCCCGGCGACCCGCUGGACGGCAAGUCCCGCCCCUACGGCAUCGUCAUGGAGACGCGAAAGCGCAAGGGCCUCAAGGAGGCGCUGCCCGAGCUGGACAACUACUUUGACAAGCUCUAA
Messenger RNA from Rhagoletis zephyria (snowberry fruit fly), 2556 nucleotides. The record is from RefSeq and is a predicted model, not a curated record. Lineage: Eukaryota; Metazoa; Arthropoda; Insecta; Diptera; Tephritidae.